UACGCCAGCACUUCUCGCCUCCGCGAUUAUUUUUACACUUAGCUCGCAAAGGUUAAAUCUCGUUUUAAAUAUCGUAAUUUGAAGUUUUACCAGCCUGGAAAAAUUUAAUUUCCACUCGAGUUUACUCGGUCGGGAAAGCUAGUUUCCAAAGCAAAAGGAUGUAAUAACAACUUUAAUUGGAAAGGAAACCAUUAUGAAUUUCAUCUGAUAAAGGGGUUUGACGGCAGAUAUUUCAGGAUCUAUGUACUAUUAGUUACCCACCCCUUCCAAUACAAUUUCGAACAUGAGCUUUUUUGGAUUUGGACAAAGUGCAGACGUAGAGAUAGUGUUAGACGGUGCUGAUACUAGAACGCAGGCAGAAAUAAAGACUGAAGAUGGAAAGAAAGAGCGACAUUUGUUGUACUACGAUGGAGAGACUGUUUCUGGGAAGGUCAAUAUAAGAUUAAAGAAGCCAGGCAGUAAGUUAGAACAUCAGGGUAUUAAAAUAGAAUUUAUCGGCCAAAUUGAAUUGUACUACGAUCGUGGGAAUCAUUACGAUUUUACAUCCCUUGUAAAAGAAUUGGUGAGACCUGGGGAACUGCUUCAAAACACGACGUAUAAUUUUGAGUUCCUGAAUGUAGAAAAACCUUUUGAGUCUUAUACAGGCUCAAAUGUCAGACUCAGGUACCUUUUGAGAGUCACUAUAGUUCGCCGAAUAUCAGAUAUUACUAGAGAAAAAGAAAUAGUAGUGCAUACAUUAUCUUCAUAUCCAGAAAUGAACAAUAGUAUUAAAAUGGAAGUGGGAAUAGAGGAUUGCCUGCAUAUUGAAUUUGAAUACAAUAAAAGCAAGUACCAUUUGAAAGAUGUGAUCGUUGGAAAGAUUUAUUUCCUUUUAGUACGAAUAAAGUUAAAACACAUGGAAAUCUCGAUAAUCAAAAAGGAAACCACAGGUUCUGGUCCAAACACUUUUGUUGAAAAUGACCAAAUAGUAAAAUAUGAAAUAAUGGAUGGUGCACCUGUAAGAGGAGAAAGUAUUCCUAUACGAUUAUUUCUUAGCUGUUAUGAUCUUACACCAACCAUGAAAGACAUAAAUAAGAAAUUUAGCGUUAAGUACUUUUUGAAUUUAGUGCUGAUGGAUGAAGAAGAUAGGCGUUACUUUAAACAACAGGAAAUAACUUUAUGGCGUAAAGGAGAAAAAUCUCUUAAGGGUCAUAGUUCAUCUCCACAUGUACCGAACCAUUUGGUCUCUGGAGAAGGUGGUCCAAAAGCGGCUGAACCGCCUCGAGCCACACCCACAACACCUGAAGCCAGUACAUUUGAAGAUUUUCAGCGUGAAGAGGAUUCCCCGACUGCAGCAGAGGGGACUAAUGAUGCUGCCCCACAGGCAAACACUGUAAUUAAAACAGAGUCCGACGAGGCAGAAGAAAAACCACCGCUUACCACCGAAUUAAAUCAAGAGGAGGGAGGAGGUAAAGAGGCAAAAGACAAGACAGAAGAAUGAUGUCUCUAGUCAGCUAUACCUCUUCAAAAAAAAAAAAAAGUAGUAAGAGUAUUACUCGUUAUUUGUGUGACGCUGCAGUGUU
Messenger RNA from Cimex lectularius (bed bug), 1562 nucleotides. RefSeq names its product vacuolar protein sorting-associated protein 26B-like (gene Vps26). The transcript is spliced from 8 exons. The record is from RefSeq and is a predicted model, not a curated record. Lineage: Eukaryota; Metazoa; Arthropoda; Insecta; Hemiptera; Cimicidae. Gene Ontology annotation, biological process: intracellular protein transport; retrograde transport, endosome to Golgi. Bases 284 to 1480 code for a protein of 398 amino acids. Gene Ontology annotation, cellular component: retromer complex; endosome.